CAGGCCUUCGCCGACUGCACUGUACUUACGAUCGCUCAUCGAUUGAACACAAUUCUCGACUCAAACCGAGUCCUCGUAUUGAAUGACGGAAGAAUAGCUGAAUUCGAUUCACCAGAAAAUCUUUUAUCAGACGAGAAGUCAAUCUUCUAUUCCCUCGCAAAAGAAACCGGAAUUAAAAGCCGAGAAGACUGUCACCACUCGUCCGCCGGACGUCUGACGAUAGCCUUUGUCGACGCACUCGUGGGCUCUCACCAGAUAUAUCAGACCAUUGGCGUCGAGGAACUCCUGUACGGCUGCGGCCGUGUAGUAGAAACCGGUGCCGCGGCUACUAUUGAUUUUCCAUCGCUGGCCAUUCUCACGCAUAGUUUGUUCUGUUUCGUCGGCCGAAUAGCUGGGCAUCGACUCAAUCGGAUCGUUCCACAGGAUCUCCUGAGCGGACGGCACUUCCCGUGGAUCCAUCAACGGUUUGGGGAUCAGACUUACCUCCGCCAAAGUGGUGGCCGAUCGCGGGGGUCCGCCGUGACAGCAGAACACACUCUGGCCUACGAUGGCUACGAGUGGCAGGCGAUCGAAACACCGGUUGAUCUGAUCCCAAAUGCGUUCGCCGACAACGAGUCCAAACUUCUUGCGGCACUCAAUCCAAAAGGUAUAAUCCCGAUUCGUAUGCCUGACCUCAUGGUUGCCCCUCAAGAGUGUGAACCGAUGCGGUUCGGCGUCGCGGAGGGCCAGCAAAUAGACGGCCACUUCCACCGAAUGGUCGCCUCUGUCCACGUAAUCGCCGAGGAAUACGUAGCGCGCGUUCUGCAGCUGAUCCAACCCGCUGUUCAUCCAAAAGGAGCACUCGAUGUCAUACAGGUCUUUGACGUUGCCGUGAAUGUCGCCGAAGAGAUAACACGGCGUCCCGACCGACACGAGCGACGGCUCGGCGUCCAGACGAUCGCAGACCCGUUGACAGAGAGCGGGUGUGACGGCAGCCACGUAUCGGUUCAAUUGAUGGCUAAUCGUCUGUCGGUUCUCUCGAGUGAUUCCAGGGAUGAAAUACUGUCCGCAGAAUUCCCGCAUUCGUUCCAAUAUAGCGCCCGAAGAGUUGUCCAUUCAGUGAGACUCUUUGCCGACAAAGACUCGGUGUCCGGCGGCCGACACUUUCACUCUAACGGUUCCCGAAAUGAUACGCAAGUGUUGGCCAGUCUUCAGCUCAUAUUCAAUGCGACCGCAAAGACUGGCCACUCGUUCGCCACCAUUAAGAGUACACACAGUUUGGUGACAAUAGAGGAGACACAGAGCGGCCGAACCCGUUAUGAAGAGGUCGUGAGCACCGGUCGGACCCCUAUUGAGUUGUGUCAGAGCCACCGAUGGCUGAGGAAUGACGACAUCGUUGUCGCGGCCAAUGAUCGGCCGCUUAAACACUUUGCAAUUGUUAUAUUCAAUCCAAACGCUUCCGUCUAUUGUUCCGAUUCCGCCGUAAAUCUUAUUCCUGUCGCUAAUCCUCACGAACUCAUUGGUCGACACUUUCGCUAUAAUCUGAUUCAUCGCUUCCAACGACUGAUCCUAUCGUUCGUGUCGUCAAAUCUCUUGAGCGCCAAUGGAUUCAACUCUUUCUCUCUUAAGCGCCGG
Molecule: messenger RNA, 1614 nt
Organism: Medioppia subpectinata
Lineage: Eukaryota; Metazoa; Arthropoda; Arachnida; Sarcoptiformes; Oppiidae
Source: the annotation of a GenBank genome assembly